Myotis davidii is the source of this 1773-nucleotide messenger RNA. RefSeq names its product fascin actin-bundling protein 1 (gene FSCN1). Gene Ontology annotation, molecular function: protein-macromolecule adaptor activity; actin filament binding. Gene Ontology annotation, cellular component: microvillus; cytoplasm; ruffle. The coding region runs from base 124 to 771 and encodes 215 amino acids. Gene Ontology annotation, biological process: cell migration; establishment or maintenance of cell polarity; actin filament bundle assembly. The record is from RefSeq and is a predicted model, not a curated record. NCBI's taxonomy places the organism in Eukaryota, Metazoa, Chordata, Mammalia, Chiroptera, Vespertilionidae. The transcript is spliced from 6 exons.
UCCCUCCUCAGAUCCCCCCUUCCUUCUGGCGUCCCUGCCCCUUCGGUGAAGAAGGCGGUUGGUUUCUGGCAGCAGAGGCCCCACUGGAGGGACCUGAGGGGUCUUGCUCCCCCGGAUGGAGGUAUGGACCUGUCGGCCAAUCAGGAUGAAGAGACUGACCAGGAGACUUUCCAACUGGAGAUCGACCGCGACACCAAAAAGUGCGCCUUCUGCACCCACACGGGCAAGUACUGGACGCUGACGGCCACCGGGGGUGUGCAGUCCACCGCCUCCGCCAAGAGUGCCAGCUGCUACUUUGACAUCGAGUGGCGCGAUCGGCGGAUCACACUGCGCGCGUCCAAUGGCAAGUUUGUGACGGCCAAGAAGAACGGGCAGCUGGCCGCCUCGGUGGAGACCGCAGGGGACACGGAGCUCUUCCUCAUGAAGCUGAUCAACCGCCCCAUCAUCGUGUUCCGCGGGGAGCACGGCUUCAUCGGCUGCCGCAAGGUCACGGGCACCCUGGACGCCAACCGCUCCAACUACGACGUCUUCCAGCUCGAGUUCAAUGACGGCGCCUACAACAUCAAAGACUCCACAGGCAAGUACUGGACGCUGGGCAGUGACUCCUUGGUCACCAGCAGCAGUGACACCCCUGUCGACUUCUUCUUUGAGUUCUGCGACUACAACAAGGUGGCCAUCAAGGUGGGCGGGCGCUACCUGAAGGGGGACCACGCGGGGGUCCUGAAGGCCUGUGCAGAGACCAUCGACCCUGCCACACUGUGGGAGUACUAGGCCCCGCCCCCCGCAUCCCUGUCCCCCCCUNCUCUCCAGGUGGCGCCGCCAGGGUGGCGAGCCCCUUGCCUUUCCUACGGUGUCCCCCCUGCUGCCCUGCGUGGCCUCUCCCAGGCGGUCAGCGCUGCGGCCUGGCCCUUAGCCGGACUGGGGACCCUCCGCCCUCUCUGCUGUGGGCGAGGCUGGCACCUCUUCUGACCUCAGACAACUCUGAGCCUUAUUUCCCCAAAGUGGCUGAGGAGCAGUGGGGGCUAGAGCCCUGGGUGUGGCGGGGUUUAACUGGAAUCUCCUGCCCCUCCCCCCAGCCGAGGUUCCCCCCAACUCCCCAGGGGCCGGGCCCUUGCCCCAAGCCCUUUGGUGGCCCCUCGGGAGGAGCGCCUGCAGGGCCGGGGGCUGAACCAGAGUGCCGUCACCUGUCCCCUCCGCACGGAGAGGACUGCCCUGCCCUGCACGUCCCCUGUGCUCCGGGGACCCUGCCCCUGUCUCUCACCCUGGCCAAACUGGAAGCAGAAAAUGACCAAAUCAGUAUUUUUUUUUUUUUAAUGAAAUGUCAUUGUUGGAGGUGGCGCAGGCAAGCCUCGGGCAGCAUCUCCAGGCCUUGGUGCCUCUGCUCGCUAGUGGUGGGGCAGGGAGGGCACCUCCCCAAACCCAGAACCUGCCUCCACCUCCCAGGGGUGCUCACUGGCCCUGCCCUCCUGCCCCCUUCCCUCCCCCCCAGCCAGAACCUCCAGCCAGCGUAUUGGUGCUCCUGUCUGACUGGAUUCUGGGUCUCAGGGUGGGACGAAGCCGGGUGUCCCCCUCAGCUGGGAGCCUGUGAGGAGACACCCAGCCCUGACCCUUGGCUCCCAGCCGCACCCCUGCCAGCCCCCCACCCCUGUCCGCCAUGCAUCUCACUCUGGGUGUCUUGGUCUUUUAUUUUUUGUAAGUGUCAUUUGUAUAACUAAAUGCCCAUGAUAAUAGCUUCAGACUGGAAAGAGCAAAUAAAAUAACACAAAACCAGCA